Messenger RNA from Vitrella brassicaformis, 2127 nucleotides. Lineage: Eukaryota; Vitrellaceae. The record is from the annotation of a GenBank genome assembly.
CACAAAUGACAUCACGCUACGCCCCAGUGCCGCCAGCGCGUGUGGGCGAUCCACCCCCAGUGAGCUGAGACAUCGGCGACGGGUCGGCGCUGCUCGACGAGUAGGAGAGCUGCUUCAUGAACAACGACUCUCGUGACAGGUGCUUCGAGAACACCGCACUGACCCUCUUGUAUGCCUCGCCCUGGCCCAGCGGGCUGAGGGCGUCCCCGAGCAUGGUGUCCUCGGUCCCCGCUGGCCGGCGGCUGACGGAGGACCUGUCCUUGUCGGCAGGGGUCUGGAAGGAGGAUGAGGACCCCUGCUUGGAAGGGGUCAAAGUGCUGAGCUGGAGAGAGGACCCCUUGGACCGAAGACGCUCGACACGCGACAUGGGGCGGGAGGGAGAGGGGGACGGACCGCCUUGGUCACCUGCACACAGACAGACAGACCCACGGACAUGCGAAGAUAGGUGCGUCGAGCGGCUUGCGUGGCCAAUUGGAUCGAUCAGUCUUUCAUCGUGUAGGUACCGGCGGGGCCGCUUUCGUCCUUGACGCGGCUCCGUGACCGCCGCAGUGAUUCGAGUCGAGACUCGAGUCGCGUCACCCCCCUCCCGACACUGGUGCCAUCCUCUGGCUGAAUGUCACCUGGCUGGGGACCUCCUUCCAGACCUGCACACACAACCAUCCCACCCAGUGAGUGCCAAGGCAUUCUCUAUCAAUCAAUCAAUCAAUCUGUUGGGACUGUUGCCCGCCCUGCCCUCCGGCUGACCUUCAUCGUCCUCCUCUCUCCCUUUCACCCCCCUCUGCCUCUCCUCCCGUGCCUUCAACCGAGCCUCGAUGUCCACAAACGACCGCGACCCACCCAACUUAGACCCACCCUCAUCGCCACCGCGGCCCUUGGCCCUCGCCGGUGAUGGGGAUGGGCGCGUAGGCGAUUUGGGUGGCAGCCCGAGGGUCUUGAACAACUCCUGCGUCUUCUGUGAGCGCACCGGCCGCGCCGCCUCGCUCUCACCCCCUCCCCCUCCCCCUUUGCCCAUCCUGGAGCCACUGCGUCUGAGGGAACUGGUGAUGUCGUCCAGGAUGCUCUGGCCGCUCACAGGGCCGCCUCCUCGAGAUGGCUGGGGCAACAGGGAGGGCCGGUCGCCGCCCGCAUUGGGCGACACGGGCCGUGAAGAGUGCAUAGGGGAUGCGGGGAGGGACGAGAACGACUGUUGGAGAGCGUCGGCCGCCCCUACCUUGCUCCUCGGCGGUGGGGGCGACACCGACCAGCCGGCGUUGGGCGACACGGGCAUCGAAGCACCGAUGCGGCUCGACAGCCUCUCGAGCGCCCCACCACUACCACCAGCACCGGCCGGCCGCUGUGUGGGCAGGGGUGUGGGCGCGAACUUGAGAGCAACGACAGGCGCCCGCAGGACGUCAUGCCCGAGGGCCAGGAGGCCUUCUAUCUUGUCGCGGAGCAUCUGGCAGUUGUCGUCGAAGGGCGAGAAGAAUGGGGGGAGGGGGAGGGGCUGAAGCAGCCGGGACUGACCGCCUUUGGCUGCCUGGGGGGCGAAAGAGCGGCUGUUGGGCGACACGGGGGCCGACGUCAGGGGCAGAAGAGGACGGGAAGGGGACUCGUCUGUAGGUCAGAAAUCAACGCGACAACGCGCGCAUGAUCCUUCUGGGUGUAUCUGGUAUAUCCGUGAUGCCCUCCCUCACCUCUGGAGGUGGCCGUGGGCGAGACGGGCGUCGUCAGUCUGCCGGUCAGUGUCCGACUCAGCGAUGUCCGCAGCUUAUCCAGUGACGGCGACGCCUCUGCCUUGCCGGCACCACCGCCCCCGCCAUUAUUGCCUCCCUUGGCCUCCCUGCUUCUCCCCAGCAUGCCCUGGAGCCGCGACAGCGCAUCAGACCCCUUCUGCGGACUCUUCUCGGUGGCCGAGAAGCGGGACGAUGAGUGGGCGAGGAUGGACCGGACGGGCUGGGAGCCUCUGCUGUUGGCCUGGUGGUGGCCCUCGGGGGAUGGCGGCAUUGGUUGCCCACCGGUCUCCUUGGUGUUGAACCGCACGAACGAUGGGCCUCGUGUGAUGCUCGCGCGGCUCGGGGCUCUCAAUGCACACAUCGGACAGACAGCUGCCUGCCCAAAGCGAUUGAUUCUACACAGCCAAGUAGAGGC